This is a messenger RNA of Cadophora gregata, 1179 nucleotides long. RefSeq lists its product as uncharacterized. Gene Ontology annotation, biological process: N-acetylglucosamine catabolic process. Gene Ontology annotation, molecular function: N-acetylglucosamine-6-phosphate deacetylase activity. The record is from RefSeq and is a predicted model, not a curated record. Lineage: Eukaryota; Fungi; Ascomycota; Leotiomycetes; Helotiales; Ploettnerulaceae. The coding region runs from base 1 to 1179 and encodes 392 amino acids. The transcript is spliced from 2 exons.
AUGUCUCCAGGAAAGCAAUUUAUAAACUGCCAGCAAUGCAUAAAUGGCGCGCUGGUCAAUACUCCGCUCACAAUCGACUCAUCCGGACUGAUCAUACCAAACUCUCCUCUUCCUCCAAAUACCGAACAGGUCGACUUGAAGAACACUAUAAUCUCUCCUGGCUUCCUGGAACUUCAGAUUAAUGGCGCCCUGGGGUUUCAUUUUGCCCACUACAGCGAACCAGUGGCCUAUCAGGCUGGUGUGCGAAAGCUCGCCCGAUACCUCCCUUCAACCGGAGUAACAGGAUUUUAUCCUACGAUACCUACUGUAUCACCCGAAGUCUUCAGGGGAGCUUUACCGUUCCUCAAGCCACAGGGCGCCCCGGACUCAGCUUCAGUACUCGGAGCACAUGUUGAAGGGCCAUUUUUAGCACCGUCGAAGAAAGGUGCUCAUGAUGCCAAGAAUAUGCACAUCCCUGAAUCUGCAUCACUUGAAUCGAUAUAUGGGAAGGAGAAUCUGGAGAACUCCAUUCGAGUUUUGACUCUGGCGCCUGAACUUCCAGGAGCACUCAAGCAUAUCGAUUCGUUGACGAAGCAAUAUGGCAUUCAUGUUUCUAUGGGCCAUAGCGCUGCGAACCACCAACAAGGAUUGGAUGGAAUGAAAGCUGGCGCAAAUCUCAUCACGCACACCUUCAACGCAAUGAAUCCACUGCAUCAUCGUGAGCCAGGACUUCCAGGUCUCAUAACUGAUCCUAGCCCUCCCUAUUUCUCCAUCAUCGCUGAUUCCAUACACUUGCAUCCGCGUAUCGUCGGAAUUGCAUAUAGAUCCGCACCCAGUCACUGUAUUCUCAUCACGGACAGCAUCGAGCUCUCCGGUCUCCCUGAUGGAAUCCAUCCUGGCCACGCCCAGAUACCAUUCAACCAGCUCAAAGAAGGGAACAAAGUGACAAUUGAGGGGACUGAUACUCUCAUCGGCACAUGCAUCGGUCUCGAUGAGUGCGUAAGAAACCUUAUGGCUUGGGCUGAGAUCCCAGUUGAGCAAGCGGUCAGAUGUGUUACUGAAAACGUCGCACAUGCGAUGGGUUCGAAGGAUCGGGGUACUCUGGGUAUUGGUAGGAGAGGUGAUUUUGCUGUACUGAGCGAGACUGGAGAAGUGAAAGAAACAUGGAUUCUAGGCAGAAGGGUAUCAGGGAUAGCAUAG